UAAUUUUCGUUGAAUAUGAGUCAGUGUAUUUAUGUAAGCAUGUAUAUAUAAUCUAUUUGAUGGCUAUAUAAGUUAAAAAACAGUACUAUCACUGCCAUCUAGUAAUGCUGUAAAUACCAGUCUCAAUUGAUAUAGUAGAAUGCGACAUUAAAAUGGUCAGGCAACUCUAGCCUUGGAAUUGUAUGACAUAAAAAUGCAUUGCGUGAAUUAGUCCUAUACGCCUAUACACCGUUUAGGUUAGUAUAUGUAACAACUUAUAAUUCAUUUCAGAUAACAGACGAUACAUAAUAAUAACUCACAGUUGCGAAAGAGAAGUACGGAGAGGAAAGACAGGUGACAAAUGUCAAGUGUAGUUUUGACUGCGCCACAAAUGAUAUGGUUGUCGGUAAGGUCGAUCUUCUGCAUAGGCAUAAAUGCAUAGAUGAUGGCGAGUCGUAAAAAUGUAAGGCGUCAUGUCGGACAGGUCAUGUCUUCUUCGUCAUCUUCGUCUUCCGAAGAAGAGGUAACAACGGGACGUCAAAAUUGGAGUAAGAAGUUGGAAGAAAAUUUUAUUAGAAAUCGUACUGACACGGAAUCUCAAACAGGACAAGAUACAUCAAGAAAUGAUGAAGAUCCUUUUAGCUUGAGACACUUUUUACGAACAAAUUACCACAAUGCUGGAGCUCGUCCAAAGAUUUAUUCUCCUGCAAAUCCAAAUCCAUUUAACUUAGAGAAGGAUUCUGCAGUUUAUCCACGAAAUCCAACUGAAUUACCAGACUUUGUGCAAGAUCAUUUGGGCAUAGAACAAUAUUACUUGAAUCAGGAACAAAAACAACAACCUAUUUCAGAUGUAGAUAAUCUUCCUGAUUUUGCAUUAAAUAGUGUAGAGCAGAGACAGGGUCGACUUAGAAAUGAGUCAAAGAAAAGUGAAUCUAAUGCAUUGUGUGAUCCUUCAGUUGGAAGAGGGUUACCUCGUAGGAUUAAAUCAAAACCAAAUAUAAAUUCUGCCCAUUUAAAUUUACCUGGCUUUGCUAGAUCUAGUGUAGAUUCUACUAAACAUCCAGAAUCAUCAGGUAGGUUUCCAUUAGAUUUACCAAUACCUGUGUCUGAGUCUCAUCCUGGUUCAACUAUUAGUCCAAGAGAUUGUCCUGGAACAAGCGAAGCAAAUAUUCCAAAAUCUUUACCAGACUUUUUAAAUGAUGGCCCUAUUCAUAAUAGAACAACACUGUCAACAGAGUGUGGAUCUAUUCCAAAUAACAUAGAAUCAACAGAAAGAAGGUUACUAUUAGAAAAUGAAAGAUUACGUUAUGAGUUAGAAUUGGCCCAAAAACAAAUCAGUGAGAAGUCAGAAAGAAUUCAGUUACUAGAAUCAAAAUUGGCAUCUUGGAGAGCAGUAGAACAUGAAGAAACAGUUCAUCUUGAAAAAGCUAUGGAACAAGUGGAAGAUAAUCUAAAACGUAGUACGAGAAGAGCAGUAAAUGCUGAAAGUACUGUUUCAUCGUUAAAAAAGGAAAUUAAGUCUUUAACGACAGAACUAUCGAUGCUACGAUUAGAAAAUACAGAACUCAAAGCUGGGAUUAUAGCAGGAAAUACAAACGAAUGUAGCUCUCCAAAUGUGGAUCAGAGAGUAAAACGACUUGCUAGUGAUUUGAGAAAUGCUGCUUCCUCAGCCGAGAUAUCAUUGAGGCAAUUAAUGUCAGGCGUGGACAAUUUAAGAGUACUAGCUUCUGCACUUGAGAAUGUGGAUAGGAUACAAGACCGGACCAAAGAUUUUCUACCGGAUUUUGACGAAGACAAUGCUGCUGGUCCUGCACUUUAAUACAUUUUUAUGUACCUUUUUCCUGUAUACCACCCUUAUUUUACUUCCACAUUUCCCAGCCUGUGCUAAUUAGUUCCUAGAAUUCACGUAUUUAAGUGAAAUAAUAAAGUUUGUUAAAUUCGUAAACAUGAUGUUUAAAUCAUGUCUUUUUAGACUUUUAUAUGUUGAUUAUUGUUUUAGAAAUUUCAAGUUACAUAACAAUCAUCCUUCUACAACAACUGUAUAUUGCUAAUUCUACUUAGCAAUGUAUACCGUUUCAAAUGUCAUUUUAACCUUUAGUAACAAGUGUGAGUAAAAUAAUAGCUUAAAUUGAUUGCGAUACGGUUCCAAACGAAAAAAUUAAGGAUUUUAACUUUUAUAUGUACAUUUUGAUGUAAAGCCAUAAAGUAAAGCACUGGUUGGGAUUUUAGUUAUAAUUCGAACACAGUUGUUAAAAAAAAAAACAAUAUUUUAAUAGUUAUUGUAACAAUGUUACUUGUACAGUUUCUGAUUACAUGUUCCAUUUCUUUGUAAAUGUUGAAACAUUCAACUGAACAGUUAGAUUUUGAAGUAGACCAGAUCUUCUAUGUAUUUUUCUAUUUAAGGGGAGAUGUAUUCCCCUUAAACAAGGUUGUAAUUAUACAAACUGAGGAACAAAUAUGUUUUUCUAAACAGUAUAGUAACAAUAUAUCUUAUACAAAAAAUCAGGUUCUCAAAAAGUUGCCUUUGUAUGUGACAUGUGAAAGAUUUCAAAUAUUUAAAUCUAGAAGUUACGUCUAUUUACAUGUAUUAAAAGAUAAAUUGCAUUGAACAUUUCUAAAACCCAUAUUCUAAUACUAUAAUAAAAUAUUUUAUAUCUUCAUACUAUAUAUU
This is a messenger RNA of Megachile rotundata (alfalfa leafcutting bee), 2650 nucleotides long. Its product is annotated as lethal (3) 04053. Lineage: Eukaryota; Metazoa; Arthropoda; Insecta; Hymenoptera; Megachilidae. The record is from RefSeq and is a predicted model, not a curated record. Gene Ontology annotation, cellular component: centrosome; midbody; ciliary basal body. Gene Ontology annotation, biological process: regulation of cytokinesis; positive regulation of protein localization to cilium; positive regulation of cilium assembly.